Messenger RNA from Brassica rapa (field mustard), 2586 nucleotides. RefSeq names its product glucan endo-1,3-beta-glucosidase, acidic isoform. Gene Ontology annotation, molecular function: hydrolase activity, hydrolyzing O-glycosyl compounds. Gene Ontology annotation, biological process: carbohydrate metabolic process. Lineage: Eukaryota; Viridiplantae; Streptophyta; Magnoliopsida; Brassicales; Brassicaceae. The record is from RefSeq and is a predicted model, not a curated record.
UAAGAGGAAUUAUUAGUAACGAAAGUCAGCUUACCAUUAAUUGAUUAUGGCUAGUUUGUCUAAUGACGUAAGGAUAUAUAAUUAUAUGGUCAACGAUUGACGUGUGAUUAACGGCUUGUACUGUGCCCACCAUGCAGACAAUACGGUAAAAAAAGUUGGGGAAAAUAAUUCGGUAAAAUUAUUACAAGUCAUAUUUUUCCUUAAGGGCAUUUUUUUUAACGCUGAUUUUUUAUGAUCUUACAAUUAUGAUAUAAGAAAGAUUACAUAGACGAUUCGACAACCGACAAUACUACUUGUCUUAUGAAGACCUACGCCUAACUACAUCACCUGAGUCGUCAUAUGAAGAUCCACGUCUGACCAGAUUUAUUUGCACCAUACUGAAAAAUCCCUUGUAAGCCCUUCUGUAGUCUGCAUAAUUGUUUAAUUAACCGCUCUUUCCGGGACUUGAAACCUGGAUUUCCUGUAAUCUGCAAUAAAUUGUAUAGUCUGGGAUUCGAACCCCAAACCUUAAGGGCAUCUACCACCUCGUUUUAUUUUUCACUUUAAAAUAGAGUUUAGAAUAUAAAUGCUCUAAUAGUACUCUAUUUUCACUAUAUAAUAAAGUGAAAAAUAGAUUUACUCUAAAUAUAGAAUAAUUUUUUUUUUCAUUACUCUAUUUUCUAUUCUAAAAUAAAGUACCAUUGGAGCAAACUCAAACUCCAUUAUAAAGUUACUCUAUUUUAUAGUUUAAGAUAAAGUAACUAAUCAUGAGCCUCUAUGUUUGUACUAUCAUAUCUUUAAAUUUAUUAUUCUAUGGUAUGUAAGUUUUACAAUAUUUUUCUUUCUUAAAUUUAUUAUUCUAGUUAUUAAAAAUGUAAAAGAUAAGUGAUUUUUAUUUUAGUAAUAAAUAUAUUACUAUUUUACAUUAUUUUGGGUAUUUAUUUAUUUAUUUUAAUUUUAUUUGUAUGGAUCGAAUCGGAUAUUCAAUUAAAAAAAUAAAAUUUCUGAUUAUCCGAUAAUCGAGUAUUCGAAUAAAUACGGAUCAAAUCAAAUUGAAUAGUUGAUUGUUCAAAUAAAAUGGAUCGGAUCACAAAUACCUCCAAAGCUUCGAAUAUUCGAUUCGUGUACCUCCCUACCAUGAGCCGACCUAGCUAGUACCCAAAGAAAACACAAGAACGAUUUAAAUUUGAGUAUUCUGAAAACCAAAUACAAUUUUGUUUUGUGCGAUUGAUCCAACGUAACACUUAAGUCCCUCUAGCUACUUUGACCAUACUAAAAGCUACUUCUGCAGAAAACUAAUAUUCGUAGACUUUUCAAAGCAUAGAUCUAGAGAAAUAUUUGUUACUGAUAUUUCAUCCAAUGACCGACUUGAACCUCAUACUCGCACUAUAAACUAGGUGCACAAUGGUACGGUUCAAAGUAUAACAUAAAAAUCUUAUCUUAACAUUUGUUUCAUGAAAAUGUCUGAAUCAAGGAUAGUAUCCUUAUCACCAAUGUUGCUGGUUCUUCUAUGCCUUCUAAUGGCUUCAUUCUUCGACACCACAGCUGGACAAAUCGGAGUAUGCUAGGGGAUGUUAGGCGACCCCCGACCAAAUCCAUCGGACGUUGUGGCUCUUUACAUCAGAGAAACAUCCAGCGGAUGCGGCUUAACGCUCCGGACCCAGAAGCUCUCAACGCUCUUCGCAACUCCGACAUCGAGCUUAUCCUCGACGUUCCCAAAACAGACCUUGACCGUGUUGCCUCCAGCCAAGCUGAGGCCGACACGUGGGUCCGGGACAACGUCAAAAACUACGACGGUGUCAGAUUCAGGUACAUCACGGUCGGAAAUGAGGUGAAACCCGCGGAGCCAGCUGGGAGGAUUCUCUUCCAGGCAAUGCAGAACAUCGAUAAGGCGGUUUCUGGAGCAGGGAUGGGGAUCAAGGUGUCGACGGCUAUAGACAUGGGAGCCACCAUGAACACUUAUCCUCCGUCGCAAGGAUCAUUCACGGAUGAGUAUAAAAACUUUCUCCAACCGGUGAUAGAUUUCUUGGUAAGCAAGCAAUCUCCUCUGCUCUUAAAUAACUACCCUUACUUCAGCUACAAGGACAACAUGGACACCAUCCCUCUAGAGUACGCUCUGUUCACUUCACCAUCCAGUCUAGUCAAUGACGACCAGUACGCUUACCAAAACCUCUUUGACGCCAAUCUUGACGCAGUCUACGCAGCAUUGGAGAAAUCAGGUGGCGUCGUGGUGUCGGAGAGUGGUUGGCCCACGGAGGGAGGACCCGAGACUAGUGUACAAAAUGCGAUGACUUAUGUUAAUAAUUUGAUACAACAUGUGACUACUACUGGAACUCCGAGAAAGCGAAAGAAACCUAUAGAGACUUAUAUAUUCGCUAUGUUUGAUGAGAAUAAGAAGGGUCCUCCUGAGCUUGAGAAGUUCUGGGGGAUGUUUCUUCCUAGUCAACAGCCUAAGUAUAAUGUUAAUUUCAUCUAUGCUUGAAGAGACAUCUUGAAGAAGCAAUGGCUAGUGAUGCAAUGAACAGCUAUUUAAGUAUUAUUUGAGUAUUAAAAAGUGAGAACUUGUUGUAACAAUAAAGAAUAAUGAGCCUUAAGCUAUGUUUUACU